Pelagomonas calceolata is the source of this 3276-nucleotide messenger RNA. The record is from the annotation of a GenBank genome assembly. Lineage: Eukaryota; Pelagophyceae; Pelagomonadales; Pelagomonadaceae.
AGCAAAAAGCGGAGGCGACAUAGCGUUGCGCUGUAGACGGGCCGUGUGAAGGUGUACAAGCCGCUGUCUACUCGCUGUUAUUGUGCCAGACGCGUAGCAGACGGCUGCGGCCGGCCGGCCGCCCCGCUAGCGUGAACAUGGCCUCCGCCCUGCUGGAGUCAUUUGACGGCCUGCUGCCGUCGGCAUCGAUCCUCGCCAUGUCAAUAGCUCUCCUCGUGGUGGCCCUGCUACGCCGCCGGAAGGCGGCACCGCCGAAACCGCCGCCGCCGCCGCCGCCCCCCGAAGCUUUGUGCCCCGUCCUAGCGGCAAGAUCAAAAACAGGCACGACAACACCACCGGAGGUCGCGAAGCCGCGCACGAAGGCUCGAAGAGCGUCGGCCUACCUCGAGAUGGAGGCCGACGACGCGUCUUUGUGGGACGUCGGCGCGAGAGGUUUUUUGCCGGCCCGAGCGCCGCGAAAGGAGCCCUCGACGCCGGCCCUGCGUGUGUUGCGGGAUCUGGGGCGCGAGGUGCCCUCCGCGGCGUUAGAAGAAUCCAUCGGGAGGACGAUCCAGCAACGAAGUGCUGAAUUGGAAGCAGCGGCGGACGCCAUAAAAUCAAUAAAGCACGACGAGGACGAGCUCGAGGUGGCCCACGCGCUCUAUUCGUAUAUAUGCUGCGCGUUGGUCAAGGAGUCCUCUGAGAGAAUAGUGCCGCGGUGUUUGGCCCGAGGCUUCUGCGCCGUGUCUCGACGAUUAGGACGGAGACCGAUGCUCGACUACUCGGGCUGCGUCUUGUAUAAUUGGGCCUUGUUAGAUGAAAAGGGGCCCGUGUCGACGGACAACGCGCGGAUGCUGCGGCGCUUUACUGGUGAAACGCGGCGUCCGAGACUGAAACUUUGCGGUGCCUUCGACGCGGCGAUGGCGUGCUGGUGGCGUAGAACUACGCCGUCGCCGCGGCAGCGAGAGUGUCGCGCGUCGCCACGCCAUCGAGCCGACGUCGCGUCGACGGCGUGGAGGGUUGCGACGAUCGAGAGCCUCGUCCACGCAGGUCUCGUCGACGAGGAGUGGUUCUUCAAGACCCAUUUGGUCAUCGAGGCGGCGGCCGCACCGGCCGUAGCCGCCUUGAAUGAAGGCGCCGACGUCACGUCGAGAACUGUGACACAGGAGGCGAUCCAGGACUGCCACGAGGUCCUCAGCAAGAUCGAAGAUUGCUUUGGACAUGUCGUCCGGGACUGCCUCCCGCUCAUGUUCGAGCGCCACGGCCAGCACGGCGCGUUGUGCGACUACUACUUUUUUUAUGCGCGACUGCGGCCCUUCAUCAAUGGUCUUGAUGCCGUGAUCUUCGAGGGCGAGUUUGACAACGAGCCCGUCUCAUUACCCGGUCCCAGUGGUGCUAUGUCUACCUUGCUGCCGGCGCUGGAUGCGUUUCUGGGCGUGUCCAACUCGAAUCGGACUUUACAAGCGCUACUCGAUGACUUUUCCGAGUCCAUGCCGGUCGCGCACCGACGGUUCCUGAGGAAAAUUAGACAAACAGUGCCGUGUCGAGAUUUCGUCCUGGCUGCUCGGGACCAAGCUCCUCCUGUGGUGGACGACUGGUCCGGUUCAGCGUCUGCCGCAUUAGCCCUGGCGGCGCAAUAUAAUAGGUGCGUGGACGUGGUAUUAGACUUUAGGUGGAGGCACAUGCAGAUGGUGCGGAAGUACGUCUUGGAGCCGGCCGGGACGAACGACGCCGUCGGUACGGGUGGUACGGCAGCUUUCUCUUACUUGCAUGAACAUAUCUCGGACACCGAAGCAGCUCGAGUGUCCGUGUUGAAGGAAGGUCCGACAACCCCGAAGUCCGUGAGAAGAUCACCAGGUGGGUUGUGCCCCUUCUUCGCGGCGGGCCGCGACGCGGCCGACGCGGGCGAAGGCUUGCUCGUGACGAACGACGACGACUUAUUAUGGCGCGUCGAUGCGGCGAGAGGUUUUCUGCCCUCUUCUGAGGAGUCGUCGUCUACAAAUGAGGUUUUGAGUGUGGUAGCUAGAUUAGCGAGGGAGAUCCCCUGUUCCUGCGCGACGCGCGGCCUGUUCCGUUCUUACGUCGACGCGGAAUGUGAUUCAUUGAGUCAGAUCGACGACGGGUUCGUGGAGACAUUACGAUUAACUGAUUUAGAGAGAUUGCGGAGCCGUCUGGCCUUCGUCGCCGCGGCGUACGCUCGCGGGGAUGCGGCGUCCGCGCCGCAUAACCGGGGGCCUUUGAAGAAAACCGUCGAAGGCGACGCGAAGCUGUCGAACGCUUUGGAUCAGGCCCUCGGGGCGGCGUCGCGCCGGUUAGGACGGCCGAAGCGCGUGUUAUGUUUGACGGAUUUGGUUUCUUGUAAUAGAGACCUUUCUGACGACGCGCCGCCGCCGUCGUGCCGGUUUUUGGCGGUUUGUCGCCCGUGUCCUUUUGUCGCGUCGCGUCGACGGCGCGGAGCGCGUGACGCUGCUCCACCUUGACGCCAUCGACGCGACGCGAGCUCCCGCACAAAUUUCUCACGAAAACGCACGCAGGUCCCCGAGGAGGACUCGCUCUACGCUUCGCUCUACGCCAUCCACAAAACCACGCCGCAGAUCAUCGACGCCAUCGAGGCCGGCCGCGACGCGAUGCGACUGGACGACGCCCGCGCUUUAUCAGAGGCCCUCACCGCGUUAAAGCAAGCGCUGCGAGCGACGGCGGAAGCCCACCACUUCGAUAGGGAGGCGUCUCGGGGAGAGCGCGUCGUCAUGCGGCGGUUGCGGCACUUCCUGCUGCCGGCGGGCGGCACGGACAGCGACCUCGCGGCGGCGUUGUACAACGGUUUUGAUUCUGCUUUGUUGAGCUCGGCGUGGCGUUUUCUCGGCGCACCGGUCCCGAAGAUCGGCAACCUGCAGCCGUCGCGCGAUGCCGCGCGGCGGACGAUGCCGCGGCCGCACCGCGAUUACUUGCUGAAGCUGUCUCCUCGCACGUCGGUGCGCGCCCGAGUCCUGGCCACGGAGCAGCGCAAGAACCGGCUGCCGGUCCACGCUCUGGCGGUCGUCGAGGCGGAAUUCAACGCUUGUUUGGAUGAACUGCUGCGGGUCUGUUCCAGGCGGUCGCAGCUCGUCUGCCGCUAUUUGCCGAACUACGCGGCGGAGUUUCGGCGGGACGAGUUCGAGCACGACCGGCGGGCUUUAUUAGAGGGGCGGCUGUCGGCCGUGCGCGCGCGGCGGCUCGGGAACGCGGGCGACGAGUCUCCGGAAAGAAAGGCGGACAAGUCGCGGGCGUUUUCGAUGUAAGUUGCUUUUGUUGUGUUUA